GAGCCUCCACAACAACCGUCUCUACCUGGCGGUGUUUGCCGCUGUCCUGGGGAACUUCAGCUUCGGCUUCGCCCUGGUUUACCCCUCGCCCGUCAUCCCUGCCCUGGAGACUCACCCCAACCCUGCGCUGAGGCUGGACCAGCACACAGCAUCCUGGUUUGGGUCGGUCUUCACGCUGGGAGCGGCGGCAGGGGGGCUCAGCGCCAUGGUCCUCAACGACCGCCUGGGCCGCAAGCUGAGCAUCAUGUUCUCGGCCCUGCCCUCGGCCGCGGGAUACGCACUGAUGGCCGGCGCCCAGGGCGUCGGGAUGCUGCUGCUGGGCCGCGUGCUGACGGGCUACGCCGGUGGCGUGACGUCUGCCUCCAUCCCGGUCUACAUCUCGGAGAUAUCCCACCCCGGGGUCAGAGGCAUGCUGGGCGCUUGUCCCCAGAUCAUGGCAGUGCUGGGCUCCCUCGUCCUCUACGCACUGGGGCUGGUCCUGGACUGGCGCUGGCUGGCCGUCGCAGGGGAGGUGCCCGUGCUCGCCAUGAUCGUCCUGCUCUGCUUCAUGCCCCACUCGCCCCGGUUCCUGCUCUCCCAGGGGAAGGACGACAAGGCCCUGGGGUCACUGUGCUGGCUGCGGGGCAAGGACACGGACUAUGCCCGGGAGUACGAGCAGAUCAAGGACAGCGUGAGGAAGCAGAGCCGGCGGGUUUCCUGCGCCGAGAUCAAGGACCCCUUCAUUUACAAGCCCAUCCUGAUUGCAGUGGGGAUGAGGUUCCUGCAGCAGCUCUCCGGUGUCACCUGCAUCCUCGUGUACCUGCAGUCAAUAUUCAAGAAAACAUCCGUCAUCCUGAAACCAGAGUACGAUGCAGCUCUUGUUGGCUUGGUACGUCUGUUCUCGGUGGCGACUGCUGCUGUGUCGAUGGAUAAAGCUGGGAGGAAGAUUCUUCUUUUUGUGUCAGCUGGUGUCAUGUUGGUCUCCAACCUGACCAUGGGGCUCUACAUCCACUUCACGCCAUCUUCUCAGAACAGCACCAUUGCCAACAAGACGCUGGUGAGCUCAGCCGACCUCCCUGCUGAGCCGACAAACUACAUCACCCUCAUCCCUCUCCUGGCAACCAUGUUCUUCAUAAUGGGUUACGCCAUGGGCUGGGGUCCCAUCACCUGGCUGCUGAUGUCGGAGAUCCUCCCUCUGAAAGCCCGUGGGGUGGCCUCGGGCCUCUGUGUCGUCGUGAGCUGGCUGACAGCCUUCACCCUGACUCAGUUCUUCCUCCGGGUCGUGGAUGCCUUUGGCCUCGAGGUGCCUUUCCUAUUCUUUGCCGUCAUCUGCGCUGCGAACGUCUUAUUCACGGGCUGCUGCGUCCCAGAAACCAAAGGCAGGUCCCUGGAACAGAUCGAGGCCUUCUUCAGAACCGGCCGGAGGUCGUUCAUGCGGUAG
Eurypyga helias (sunbittern) is the source of this 1420-nucleotide messenger RNA. RefSeq names its product solute carrier family 2 (facilitated glucose transporter), member 6 (gene SLC2A6). The transcript is spliced from 9 exons. Gene Ontology annotation, molecular function: transmembrane transporter activity. The record is from RefSeq and is a predicted model, not a curated record. Gene Ontology annotation, cellular component: membrane. The annotation marks the transcript as partial. Gene Ontology annotation, biological process: transmembrane transport. NCBI's taxonomy places the organism in Eukaryota, Metazoa, Chordata, Aves, Eurypygiformes, Eurypygidae.